This is a messenger RNA of Oryza brachyantha (malo sina), 2822 nucleotides long. RefSeq names its product tRNA (cytosine(38)-C(5))-methyltransferase 2. Lineage: Eukaryota; Viridiplantae; Streptophyta; Magnoliopsida; Poales; Poaceae. The record is from RefSeq and is a predicted model, not a curated record. Gene Ontology annotation, molecular function: methyltransferase activity. The transcript has 12 exons. Bases 1209 to 2333 code for a protein of 374 amino acids.
CGAUGUCGGUCGCGGGCCGCUCGCAGCCGCUGCGCCGUGGCCUCCAAGCUCCACCUCUCCACGAUCAGGUCAAGUCAUCAGGCUAACAAGCAAGGACAUUUUGUAUCUCCUCUAUGCAGUGCGCUCUUAUUUUUUAGUGAUUAAUUUGAUUUGUCACAAGUAAACUCCUAUAAUUGAAAACAUAUGUUAUGAUUAUUUAGAUUACAUGACUCUUGGUUAGGGUUGCGACACAAGAGUAAAAUUAAAAAUAAUCCUUCUGAAUAUCUAUCUCAUUACUAAUGCAAAUUACAUAAAAUGUGCUGAUACAGUGCUAUUCUUUUUUUUUUAUUUUUUUAACUUGACUGCUUUGCUACAAAUAGUGCGUGUUUAACUUUAUUAUGUUAUUCAUAUGUGAUACUGUGAUAGUAGUGCACCUCCAUAUUUCUCUCCUAGCUUCGCCACUGCGCAAAGCCUCACCCAAAAAUGGAAAUUUCUAUGCUUGUUCCUCCCCUAGCAUGCAUAUGCACACCAUAUUCGAAACAACAUAUUAGGGGCCCUCACUGCAUCAAUCCUUGUUGCCCUCGAGCUCUACUGGCUCCCCUGCUUCGUUCGCCGCCCAAAGCUCUAUGGGCCCAUACUGCCUAGACCCACAUGGUUGCGCUACCACGAGCUCAUCAAUCAUGACACGUAGAUCUAGACUGCUCCAAACUCCGCCACCCACACUGCCUAGAUCCAAGGACAAAACCUCUGCUGGCCCUCGACACGUAGAUCCAUGAUGCUUAGUGCUGCUGUUUGUAGCUCGAGGCUAUGAUCCAACGAGCUUGUCAGCAAGAAUCGUUGCCUCCUCGUGAAGCUUGGGAAGCCACAAAUGUUGCCAUCUCCUCACAAAGCUUAUGCCUUCGAGCCCAUCGCCUUGUGAGCCACACCAACCCACCUUGCUCUCAUAUGUGCUACCUGCUUGAUCUAGUCGAUGGGGUAGGAGGCCUCGGGUGGGUGAUAGUGGCCAAAGAAGGGGAGAUGGUAGUGGUCAACGGCGUCGGGUGGAGCAUGUCACCAUGGCGGGACAAUUCGACAUGAGGGAUAGAGAGCGAUCGGAGGGAGGGUGUUGACGUCAAAAUCUGGCGCUAACAGAUGGACAGGGAGAAAUAUAAGAGAAGCGCGCCCGCGGAAGGGCUUCCAGUUCCAGACUCCAGAGCAGCAAGCCGGCACAGUCGCCGCCGCCGGAGACGAUGGAGACUGCGGCCCCAUGGAAAGUCCUCGAGUUCUACAGCGGCAUCGGCGGGAUGAGGUACUCGCUGGCGGCGUCGGGCGUGCGGGCCGAGGUGGUGGAGGCAUUCGACAUCAACGACGUUGCCAACGAUGUCUACGAGCUCAACUUCGGUCACCGUCCGUGCCAGGGAAACAUUCAAACACUCACUGCUAGGGAUCUAGACAAGUAUAAGGCACAUGCAUGGCUUCUUUCUCCUCCAUGUCAACCAUACACACGGCAAGGACUUCAGAAGCAUUCAUCUGAUGCUCGAGCAUUAUCAUUCAUAAAGAUUCUUAACCUGAUGAAAAAUAUGAGCUUUCCUCCACAAAUGCUAUUUGUGGAAAAUGUAGUCGGAUUUGAGGUGUCUGAUACACAUGACCAGUUACUAGAGGUUCUUUCCGAUCUCAAUUUCAAUACACAAGAAUUCAUCCUAAGCCCAUUACAGUUUGGUAUCCCAUAUUCUAGACCUCGUUAUUUUUGUCUGGCGAAACAAGAACCUAUGAGUUUUCAAAAUCCAUCAGACAACAGCAAGCUGCUUCGGACACCCACAUUCUUGACAUUGGUAAGGGAUGGUCACAAUAGGUAUAACCAGAAUGAAGAUGAGAUGGAACUAGUGUGCAAACCAAUAAAUGACUUUCUUGAAACAAGAAACCUGAAUAUCGACGGGAAGGAUUUUUCAGGCACCAUUUCUAACUUUAAUGGGUCUGAUGGAUGCACUCCAAGCGAAACUGUUUUUCAAGAUUAUGUAGUCCCACUAAACUUGAUUGAGCGGUGGGGGAGUGCUAUGGAUAUUGUAUACCCUGAAUCAAGGCGAUGCUGUUGUUUUACCAAAAGUUAUUAUCGCUAUGUGAAAGGGACAGGUUCUUUAUUAGCUACGUCCAAUAACCUCAAACAAGUUUCCAAAGAGAACCUUGAAAUUUCUUUGCUGAAAGAGAUGGGCUUACGAUUUUUCACCCCUCGCGAGGUUGCUAAUUUGCAUUCUUUUCCAUCAAGUUUCCACUUUCCGGAUCAGAUAAGCCUUAGGCAACAGUAUGCUAUGCUCGGUAAUAGCCUGAGUGUAGCAGUUGUGGGGCCUUUGCUGCGUUAUCUGUUUGGCGAAACAUAGUGGCGCUCAACCAGUUGGCAAAUGAUGGUACACAGAAAAACACAUUGACCGGUUGUUGCCUGUGCUACUCCCUCUAAAGCCGGGAUGGUUCUUGGGUAUGAUCCAUCUACUCUCCGAAACUAAUGGCUGUGGUGCAAACUUGCAACCAUCCCAAUUGCGAAUUGGAGUGAAUUUCCCGCAGCGGUGCAAGUUCAACUUCAUAGGGCUAGAGUAGUUAAGGUCGAUUGAUUGGCGGGGGAAUCAUGAAAGGGACAGCGCAAGCACGAUGGUCCAGCAUGUAUCAGUGAAACUCCGACGCAGAUCUGAGCAGUGUAGAUAAGCUUCUUCCACACUGUCCCCUUUGCCCUUGGCAUAAGUUGUAGUAACGUUGAAUGUUGAGGUAUCACAGCAUUUGACUGAUAUCAUGCGGAUUGUUGAUUUGGAUCCGACCUUCAUGAGUUCACCUUUCGACUGUCAAAAAUCGAUUUGCUUAAUCUUUCUGCAAAGAGG